UUUUGAAUUGCAGCAUAUAUACGACUUUCACAUGCCAUCCAGAAAUGAAUAUGUCGAUUUACAAAUAUUUAUGGAUAGUGACAUUAAUUAAAAUUUUGAAGAUAGCACAAUCAGAUCAUGCUGUACCGCUCAUGUUGCUAAAGCGAGGGAGCGGAAACACGUUCAGUGGCCUAUGGAACGGCGACCCCUUCAAUGCCCCCGCACUGAACCUGAGCUACUGGAGCCCUACUGACCUGUACAGUACCGGGGAGUUCAGAAUGAGCAUUGACUCCUCUUGGGGACCAUUUGAGGAGUUCACAGUGACGGGUUUCAACGAGCUGGACGAUCCUUUGGCUGAAAUUGCUUUCGACGUGACCGGAUAUGACAUCACUAACACAAGCUGGCUCUCGGCUCCCGUGGUAUACACCGAACCGGUAGCAGAAGGGCUAGGCGCUGUGAAUGUUUUUCUGUCGUAA
Mya arenaria is the source of this 455-nucleotide messenger RNA. RefSeq lists its product as uncharacterized. Lineage: Eukaryota; Metazoa; Mollusca; Bivalvia; Myida; Myidae. The record is from RefSeq and is a predicted model, not a curated record. The coding region runs from base 45 to 455 and encodes 136 amino acids. The transcript has 3 exons.